CCCAUACUUAUCCCAAUAAUGUCUUCCCCCGAUACUCUCUCCGUUCCCUCUCGUCCACCACAAGAUAGAUCGGAAUCAGCCCAGAACGCUCUUCUUCACAAGGUCUCUAAUCAGCCAGGUUAUACCACACCUGUCUUCAAGGGCAAAGAAUCGCAGCGCGCCGCCGUCCAGAAACUCAUCGCAUCCAAGGGUUUCGUCCCACAAGAACUGGUACCGAACGAAGUCAACUGGUUCUACUCUCAUCUAGGUAUCGAUGACACCUACUUCGCCAACGAAAACGAGAAUGUCAUCUGCGAUCAUAUCAUCGCGCUCUUUGGUGCAAAGAUUUUAGCCUAUACGAAACACGAUCCUACCCAGCUCGUCAUCGACCUCGAGAAGAUAGAAGAAGGAAAAGGCGCGACGUUCAUUUAUACAAGUCCGCCAGGUUUGACAGUGACGGAGGGUCCUGGAGCAACGUGUGAACCCAGAAUUGACCAACUCUUCUUGGACAAUUCAACACCCGAAAACGCAUACCGCCUCGAAACUUUCCGAUCGACAGGUUCUGUAUCUGCAACUGCAUCGCAACAACUCCGAUGCUACUUCAUCACUAAAUGUGUCUUCCCGGAAAAUCGCAAGGGAACCCAAGACCCACAGGGUAGAGGAACCGAUAUUCGAAGCGUCAGUGACAAGGUAUUUUUAGACAAGGCAACCGAGAACACGCUCGACAUUUACCAGAAGGUAUUGUGGUCAGUUGAGACUCGUUACGGACCCGUCAUCGAUGUGUUCGAAGUCGAAGGAACGCGUGAACGCCGAUUGGUCAUUGGGUACAAAAUGGGCGGAACUUCGCGCUUCUUCAGCGCUUUAUCAAACCUCUAUCACUAUUAUUCAUUGUACACUUCGAGGAAGUACGUCGAACAAUUCUCCAAUGGCGUUACAAUCAUCUCCCUCUACCUGAACCCCAUGCCCACCGGUAAUGGUGCACCUCCUAUCGAACACUCGAUUUUCCAGGUCAUGAAGGAGGCUUCGUUGCUGUAUUGCUUACCGGACAACCCAUUCUUCCACCCGGUUACGACUUCUACUGAAAGCAGCAGCAAGCAGUCUGGACAAGAGGAGCAACAUGCCGUGCAAGAGGCUACUUAUGCUUACUGUGGCUGGAUUUUUGCACAACACUUCUGUAACCGACUCGGCUCUGCAUACCUUUCGCUCAAGCAGGUGCUGGAUGAAAAUGAUCCUGCUCAUGCAAGUGUCUUGAAUGAUAUCAAAAGGAGAUUCAGGGAGGAGACCUUCACAAGAGAGAGUAUCAUGAACGUCAUUAGCACCUACGGAGAGUUGAUCCGCCUUCUCUAUGUCAACUUCGCCAUGACUCAUUACCCUGCUGCGGAAAAUGCAAACCUGGUGCCAACGCUCUCUUACCAGCGUUUGCGAACUGUGCAACCAAUGAAUGAUGACGAGCUGUACGAUCGUAUUAGACGGACCGUUCCGAACAAGCAUGAUCUCCAAGUCCUGGAGAGUUUUUUAGUUUUCAACCGCCACGUCCUCAAGACCAACUUCUACCAACCAACGAAGGUCGCGCUGUCCUUCAGGCUAACAUCGGACUUCCUUCCCGAGGUCGAAUAUCCUGUCAAACCUUUCGGGAUGUUUUUCGUUAUCGGCAGCGAGUUCCGCGGUUUCCACAUCCGAUUCCGAGACGUUGCUCGUGGUGGUAUUCGUCUUGUCAUGUCCAGAAACCGGGAGACAUACUCCAUCAACCAGAGGAUGUUGUUCGAUGAGAACUACAACCUAGCUCGAACACAGAAUUUGAAGAACAAGGAUAUUCCCGAAGGUGGUGCAAAGGGUACCAUUUUGCCAUCGAUCGGAGCGCCCCCUCGUCGCUGCUUCGAGAAAUACGUGGAUUCGAUAAUUGAUUUGUUAAUUCCGGGCCAGUCGCCAGGGAUUAAGGAGACCCUUGUUGAUCUCUACGGAAAGCCCGAGUUGUUAUUCUUCGGACCUGACGAGGGUACUGCUGAUAUGAUGGACUGGGCUGCACUACAUGCGCGAGACCGUGGUGCCGAAACCUGGUGGAAGUCGUUCACAACUGGAAAGAGUGCGGAGUUACUGGGUGGUGUACCACACGAUACUUAUGGAAUGACGUCGCUGUCGAUCAGGCAGUACGUUCUGGGUAUCUAUAAGCAGCUAGGUUUGAGAGAGAAGGAUGUUACGAAGGUGCAGACCGGUGGACCUGAUGGUGAUUUGGGGUCGAACGAAAUUCUUCUUUCAUCGGAUAAAACUAUCGCUAUUAUCGACGGAUCUGGUGUCCUCGCUGAUCCUCAAGGGCUCAACCGCGAGGAACUCAUUCGUCUCGCCAAGUUGCGUGUACCAGUUGCCAACUUUGAUUUGAGCAAGUUGAGCAAGGAUGGGUAUCUUGUGAAGGUUGAGGAUCGGGACCUCAAGUUGCCUUCGGGUGAAGUCGUACUUGACGGAACAGAUUUCAGAAACGGAGCGCAUCUUCGAUACAAGGCGGAUCUCUUUGUACCAUGUGGUGGAAGACCGGAGGCCAUUAACAUCUCGAAUAUGCAUGCUCUCUUCGAUUCAGAAGGCAAACCUCACUACAAGUACAUUGUCGAAGGUGCCAACUUGUUCAUUGCGCAGCAAGCUCGUCUAUUCCUCGAAAAGAAGAAGGUUAUCCUGUUCAAGGACUCGAGUACUAACAAGGGUGGUGUUACUUCUUCCUCCCUCGAAGUGCUUGCAGGCUUGGCCCUUUCCACCUCGGAAUACACCGAUCUCAUGAUCUUCAAAAACGGCAAACCGUCUGAAUUCUAUAAAUCCUAUGUCAAGGACAUCCAACAAACGAUCACCGAGAACGCAGCAGCAGAGUUUUCGUGUAUCUGGCGUGAACAUACGAGGUGCCAAGGAAGCAAGACUAGGACUGCGAUCUCGGACGAGUUGAGUCAGACGUUGAAUGCGUUGCAGGCAGAGUUGGAGGCAAGUGAUUUGUAUGAUGAUAAAGCGAGUAGAGAUGGGGUUAUGAGGAGGGCUAUUCCUAGGGUUUUGGUUGAUAAGAUUGGGCUUGAUGUGUUGUUGAGGAGGUUGCCGGAGACGUAUCAGAGAGCUUUGUUUUCGGUUUGGGUUGCAAGUCGUUAUAUCUACAAGUAUGGUGUGACUGCAUCGAGCGUCGACUUUUUCCAUUUUGCUAGAGAUCUUUCAAAGUAGACUUUUUGUGUCGAUUUUUUUCUUCGUUCGUAAUUGCUUUCGCCCCGUUUUUUCUUUCUUCUUUUGGUAUAGAAUUUGUUGGGAGGGUUGUUGGGCGUCGACACACAUGGGAACCCCUAAAACGUAAAUUGUGGGCAGAGAUGUGGGGGGAAAAGCAAAAGGUUAAAGUAAAUUAUAUUUCUGUAAAAAAGCUUCUUUGUAGUUGGGCUCUGUGGGCUCCGUAAAGAAGGAUUUAAUUGAAAGUCUUCUCUCUUGAC
Molecule: messenger RNA, 3425 nt
Organism: Marasmius oreades (fairy-ring Marasmius)
Lineage: Eukaryota; Fungi; Basidiomycota; Agaricomycetes; Agaricales; Marasmiaceae
Exons: 14
Coding region: 19-3168 (1049 amino acids)
Cellular component (GO): mitochondrion
Molecular function (GO): L-glutamate dehydrogenase (NAD+) activity
Source: RefSeq, a predicted model, not a curated record